Molecule: messenger RNA, 4393 nt
Organism: Rubroshorea leprosula
Lineage: Eukaryota; Viridiplantae; Streptophyta; Magnoliopsida; Malvales; Dipterocarpaceae
Source: the annotation of a GenBank genome assembly
AUUUGAUGUUCAUGUUUCUUGAUCUCUACCCAGUUUAACAAAACCAAAAGUUUACUAUAGAUGGCGAGGUCAUCAACGGGCUCGGAAUAUUCCUCGUCGGAGAAUGGGGAAGAGGAUCCUGAGUUGCUGUUAUUCGAGAUUCGCGACGAAGAUGUAGUGGAUAUUGCCGCGGAUUUGGUGCAGGAGACGGAUGUUUUGAAGUUAAAUGAUGAAGGUGUAACGGGCGGAGCACAGUUGGUGAGAGCUGAGGAGAAUGGGCCGAGUACGAAUCUGGGCUUGACGUUAGGCUCCAACUCUGGGUUGAGUACCGGGUGUGGGCCGAAUCCGAGUGGGUCAAAAGUGCAGGAAUCAGGAGGACGGGGGUCAAAAAUAGAGUCGGGUAAAGCAGGGGAACAGCAAGGCACAUCUGGUGGGGAACUACAAACCACUUUUCAUUUGGGGAUUGGGGAUUCGAGAGAGAAGAAAACAAAAAGUCUCAAGGAUUGCUACCCACAAGUGCAGGCAACCAAGAGUGCUGCGGAAUCUCAGUGGAUUACAGGCCGAACCAUGGUGAGAUCACUCAGAACCCAUAAAGGGCAGCAGGUGGAGGCGACGCAGGAGGUAAGGAGGAUAUUUAGUGUAGGAAAAAGAUUGGUUAUUCAGUGGCAAGAUAAUGAGGGAGAGGUUCAGUCGAGGCUACUAGAGUUGGAGGAGUGGGAUGCCAGGCAGGGGAGGGAGGAGUUCGGUGAAGAAGAAGGAGGAGAAUGGGGUCCUAACAAGUUGAAGUGUAAUUUUGUGAAUGUCUAUGCGUCAAAUGAUAAGCAGAAGAAAGUGAAACUAUGGGAAGAACUCCGGCAAAUGAUAAUGGAAGAGGAAGGUAGAUGGAUGAUUGUAGGAGAUUUCAACGCAGUUCGGAGUAUAAAUGAGAGGAAGGGUAAGACAGGGGAGUCUCAGGAUAUGAGGGAGUUUGAUGAGUUUGUAGUGUCAACUGGGUUGGUAGAUAUUAAAUUGGCAAAUAGACGCUUUACAUGGUACAGGCCAGAUGGGUCAUCUAUGAGUCGGCUGGAUAGGGUCCUAAUGUCUGGUGAGAUGUAUAGUCUGGGAAAGGGUUGGAUGCAGAAAGGAUUGAAGAGGACUGUGUCUAAUCACUGUCCAAUUGUGAUAAAAACGACGGUAGCUGAUUGGGGUCCAAAACCGUUCCGAGUGCUUGAUGCUUGGCUACAGCACCCACAAUUCAAGAAGGUGGUUGAGGAUAAAUGGAAGGAGUUACAUGAGGAAGGGUAUGCGGGUUAUAGAUGUCAACAGAAGCUUAAGAGGUUGAAAGAAUUCCUAAAAGGAUGGAAUAAAGAGGUGUUCGGAAACAUGGAAGUUCAAUUCCAUAGUGUGGCCAAUAGAGUAGAACAGUUUGAUUUGAAGAAUGAAUUGAUAGAGUUGGAGGAAGAUGAGGUGAUUGAGAGAAAGGAAGGUUUCCAGCACUUAUGGGAUAUUCUAUGGAAAAGGGAGGCUAUCUGGAAGCAAAAGUCUAGAUGUGAUUGGGUUAGAUUGGGGGAUCAGAAUACGAGAUAUUUUCACAAAAUUGCAAAUGGGAGGAAGGCCCAAAAUAGUAUCUCGGGAUUAUGGUCUAAUGGUCAGUGGGUAGAGGAUCCUGAUAUGGUCAAGGAUGAGAUGGUUAAGUACUUUAGCAAGAUGUUUCGGGAAGACUCCUGGAACCAACCCAAACCUUCAAAUCUUGUUUUUCGGAGAAUUUCUAGUGAUCAAAAGGUGUGGCUUGAAAGGCAUUUUACUGUUGAGGAGAUUGAAGAAGGCUUGAAGAGCUGUGAUGGGAGUAAAGCUCCGGGGCCUGACGAGUAUAAUUUUAACUUUCUUAAAUUCAUUUGGGGCAGUGUUAAGGAUGACUUUGUUGAUUUUUUUCGGGAUUUUCAUCAGAACAGUAGGUUAGUGAAGGGGUUGAAUUCUUCUUUUAUAGCAUUAGUACAGAAGAAGUUGAGCCCUAGGGAUCUCAAAGACUUUAGGCCUAUUAGUCUAAUUGGUUGUAUGUAUAAGUUGCUAGCAAAAGUGUUAGCUAAUAGGCUUAAGGAUGUGAUGCCAGAGAUUAUUAGCGAAACGCAAUCGGCUUUUGUAGGAGGAAGGCAAUUGGUUGAUAAUGUGUUGGUUCUUAAUGAAGUUGUAGAUGAGGUACGCAAGAGGAAGCAAUCGGCUUUUGUUUUUAAGGCUGACUUUCAAAAAGCUUAUGAUUGUGUUAACUGGUCGUUUCUGGAUUGGAUGUUGGAUGCGUUGGGCUUUGGAGAAAAAUGGAGGGGGUGGAUUAGGGAGUGUGUUUCAACGGCCAAGGUUUCGGUGUUGGUAAAUGGCAGUCCGACAAAGGAGUUUGAGUUGGGGAAAGGACUCAGGCAAGGGGAUCCUUUGUCUCCUCUUCUAUUCCUAAUGGUUGGUGAGGCAUUGCAUGGUCUGGUUAAAAAAGCAGAAAAUGAAGGUCUGCUACAGGGGGUCACGGUGGGUAGGCGAAGGCUGGUGGUUUCUUUGUUACAAUUUGCAGAUGACACAGUUAUUUUGGGAAAGGCUAACAAAGAAAAUAUUCUCAUGGUAAAAGCAAUCCUAAGGUGGUUUGAAUUGAUGUCGGGGUUGAGAAUAAAUUUCAGCAAGAGUAGUGUAUAUGGUUUUAAUAUGUCGGACAGUUGGGUGAGAGGAGCAGCAGGAGUUUUGCAUUGUGGUGUAGGGAAGAUGCCUUUUAUCUACUUAGGAAUGCCAAUCGGAGGUAAUUCAAGGUGUUCAAAGUUUUGGGCUCCGGUGGUUAGUAAGUUCCGUGAGAAGCUUGCCGUCUGGAAGUCUGCCAUGCUGUCAUUCGGGGGUCGUCUCACGCUGCUAAACUCGGUACUCUCUGCUCUUCUUACGUUUUUUAUGUCUUUAUUUUAUAUGCCGAAUUCUGUGCUUGCUCAAUUAGUUAAUAUUGAGAGGGAUUUUUUGUGGGGGGGUUCAAGGGAGAAAAGGAAGAUCUCGUGGGUAAAAUGGGAGGUUAUUUGUUGGAGUAAGGAGAAAGGAGGACUAGGGGUUCCGGAUUUACGUCGGAGAAAUUGGGCACUGUUAGGGAAAUGGUGGUAUAGGCUAGGAGAUGGAAGGGAGGGUUUGUGGAAAAGGGUAGUGAAGGAGAAAUUUUACGAGGGUAAGCAGGAGGUGGGUAUUACAGAUGUGGAGAAUUUAAGGGUGUCGCAGAUUUGGGGAGACAUUAUUAGAAUAGGAGGGCAUUCAGAGAAGUUAAAGUAUAUGUUAAGGCAUGGGUUUCGAUGGGAGGUUGGGGAGGGUAGUUGGGUGAGUUUUUGGAGCGAUAUUUGGGUGGGAAAUAAAUCUCUUCGGGAUUUAUUUCCAAGGUUGUUUCAGUUAGCCAUUAAUAAAGAUGGUACGAUAAAGGAGAAUGGGAAAUGGGAAGGGGACAGAUGGAUAUGGGGUAUAGAGUGGAGGACAGUAAGGAUGGGUCGGGAAAAGGAUGAGGAGAAAGGUAUGUGGGAGAUGUUGGCGAGUGUUCAAUUAAGGAAAGGUUUGGUAGAUUCAUGGCAGUGGCGGUAUGAUGCAGAAGGCAGCUAUGUAGUAAAGACGGCAUAUGAUUUUUUGGCUCCAGAGGAAUGUUUUCUUGAGGGUCAAUUGAGCAAAUUUAUAUGGUGUAAAUGGGUGCCUUUGAAAGUGGGGUUUUUUGGGUGGCGGUUGUGUCUAGAUAGACUUCCUACAAGAUGGAAUUUGCGGAAGCGAGGGGUGGUUUUACAAGGGGAUGGUAUGGUGUGUGCGCUUUGUAAAGAGGGUGAGGAAGAUGUUAACCAUCUGUUUUGCACUUGUAGAGAGGCUUGGUUAGCUUGGGUCAAAGUGAUUCAGUGGUGGGGUUUGGAGGUAGUAAUGCCGGCUACAGUGAGGGGUGUGGUGGACUUUUUUCUAUGGUGCUUGGGUAGUUUGGCGGGUAAGGUGAUGGGAGCAUGUAUUUUCUUGGUCACUUCUUGGUAUUUAUGGUAUUGGAGGAAUGUAUUGGUAUUUAGGAGUAAUGAGGAUUUUAGAGACCAAUUGCUGGAGUUCAUUCAAGUGAAAUCAUAUUUCUGGAUUAGAAAUAAGGUAAAUGGGAGUGUUUUCUCAUUAGCUCAGUGGCAGAGUAAUCCUAGAGAAUGUGCAAUGGAACUGAAACGCUACAAGAGAAGCCUCAAAGAGUAUAAUAAGCACCAGCAGCGUCAUCCUUCCACAUAGCUUUCUUGGCUGCAUGAAUUUCUUAAAUGAGUAAUUGGGAUGGUUGUUGGUCUUUUGUAUUAUGGGGUGUCAUUAUGCUAUGUAUAGGAUUUCUGUUAUGAUUUUAUGCUGUUGGGAGGGGAAGAAUUUACACUUUUUGUAGAAGGGCAGGAGUACCCCUUGUGCUCCGGUUAAAUAAUAAUUUUGUUUUGCU